This is a messenger RNA of Platichthys flesus (European flounder), 1149 nucleotides long. It is a transcript of the gene c16h16orf89, whose product is annotated as chromosome 16 C16orf89 homolog. The coding region runs from base 1 to 1149 and encodes 382 amino acids. The transcript is spliced from 8 exons. Gene Ontology annotation, cellular component: membrane; cytosol. The record is from RefSeq and is a predicted model, not a curated record. NCBI's taxonomy places the organism in Eukaryota, Metazoa, Chordata, Actinopteri, Pleuronectiformes, Pleuronectidae.
AUGGUUCCUCCCCCAGCUCGCCCUCUCUAUCUCUCUGGGUCUGUCCCUGGGCCUCAGACUGGAAUUAUCCGGGUGAAAGGACACAACAUGCGGACAGCGAGGCUCCAGGCGGCCGCGGUGCUGCUUCUGUUCGCCGCAGUGUGCGGGUCGCGCGCGGAGGUGAUCGAUGACGUCCUGGGCAGCCUCUCCAGAGGAGCAUCCUUCCUGGAGCAGCAGCAUGAGCAAAUCAACCUGGACGGAGUGGUCGGCUUCCUCAUGCUGCAGGCCGAGCUGAAGGAAGCUGUUCGGACAUGGCCUCACACUGACCCGGUCAGCUGGGCUCAGAGAACCGCCACCGUAGCACUGGUCAAACGUCUUGACCAAACCUUUGAAAAGGCUGUCGCUGCCCUGCAGCAGAAUGACCCCAAGUACUACAGAGAGUUCGAGCCCCUGCUAUCAUGGAGUUUCUACUUGAUUCCUAAGGAGUGGAGCCUUACAGAUCCCAGCCUGGUCUAUCCCUCCACCAUGACCACUGAGUGUUAUGAUGAGCAGCUCAGUGACAAAUGUCUGACCCUGCUGCUGGGAACCUGGAAGAUGAACGGGACGCCCUGUAUCGUGACCAAGCCCUGUCGGGACACCAUGACUCAGUUUGGUUGUCCGCAUUACUCCUUGUCCCACCAGCUGCUCUACUUCAUGAUUGGAAAAAUGAGAGGCUGCACUAACCUGCUGAAAGGCGACACACGACCGACUAGAGCCAACAUGACGGAGAAAAACUACCAGAGGAUCUUCUGCUCCAACAUGAUGAAGACCAACCUGGACAUCAUCAAAGAUGGUCUUACCGAACAGACAGUCGACAUCUUCAUUGAAAACAUCCUGAUAUGUGGAUUGGCUGGUUUCUCUGACUUCUACAAAGCUGAUUGGCUGCAGCACAUCCUCAGGCUGCAGGACGAGGAAGUGGGCUGCUUUGGGAGAGACAAGAGCAUCAUGUCUCAGAUCAUUGGAGACGAGCUGCUGGAACAGAUGCAGCCGCACAGGAGAGUGAAGAGGAGGGAGAAGAUUCUUCCAGAUGGCUGCUCCAGUCACAUGACAGCUGUGGCUGUUGGCGCUCUGGGAGGAUACCUGAACUAUUACCUGACUGAACAGGACAUAACGAAGAGGCCGCUCUCCUGA